AUGAUUGACCAGAUCCUCGGCCGCCCCUCGCCCACACUCCGCCGGUCCCAGAUCUUCCUCAUCCUCUUCUUCUGGGUCUGGCGGCUGUACAAGGGGGAUGGAGCCGCUCAUAUCCCCCCAUACUCCCUCGGAGCGGGUAUCGGCCCUACACCGACUACCUCCGCGGCCGCUGCAUCACCGCUGGCAAGCGGAAGAAUAGGCACAGCUGCGGGGCUCGGCGGUAAAGACGGGCGGAAUAGAUUAUGGGUCCUGAAGGUGUGGAAGACGCUCUUUGGGCAGAGCAGGAUGGCGAUGGGUCUAGGAUGGAUCGGGAGGUGGAAUCAGCGAUUGAGGCACUUUACGCCGUAUCAGCUCGUCCUGGGUACUUUGACCCUCAUGUACGCUCUCCGGCAUCUCGAUAUACUACUAGGCUACGGCUCGCCUGAGCCUCUUGCUCGACUCUACUCCCGCUCCUACUACCGCGCUACCUGGGUCAACACCGCCUUCGACGCUGGCUUCGCAUCCGCCAUGACCAUUCGCCCUCUCUGGCUGAAAGACGCCAUGAGCUUUGCAUUCUCGAUCUAUUAUCUGGUAUACCAUAAUGAGGGAGAUGAAGUUCUCCGCCGGUUCCGAGCACUCUGCACAGUCGAGAUGCUACGCGUGACGUGGGAGAAGACCAACAACCCCUAUGUCCGCCUCGUCACCUGGUUCUCUCGCCCUUAUAUCGCCAUCGUCGAGCACCUCACCAUCCCGCGGCCACUCUCUUCCUCCCGUGCCCACUUGCCAGCGGUGAAGGCGAUGCUGUUCUUCCAUGGUACGAAAGAGGAGCUGAGCAAGGCGACGGAGAUGGUCGUGGACUUCCCAGGCGGAGGGUUCAUCUCGAUGGGCCCGGAGUGUCACGAGGAGCGAUUGAGGCUGUGGGCGAAAAGGACGGGGAAGCCUGUAUUGGCGGUGAAUUAUGGCAAGGCGCCUGAAUACCCUUACCCAUGGGCCAUUGAAGAAGGUUUCGAUGCGUAUCGGACUCUGAUGGAGACCAAGGGCAGAUGUAUCGGUAUCGAGAGCGGCAAGCUCGCGGUGGUUCUGACUGGAGACUCUGCGGGCGGAAACAUUUGCACCACCAUCAUGCUCCGCAUCCUCGAACACCACACUCAGAUCCCCCGACCCGUCUCCAUCAUUCUCGCCUACCCCGCGCUCGACUUCAACUUUACAUCUUGGAUGUCGCCCGCUAAUCUCCGCGUCCUCCGCACCGAGCAAUCCGAGACGCACAUCCCGGGUCUGGUUCACGGCAAAGACCACAUGCGGCACAAGUCGCCGCUGUCCGUCGUUGACGAUACAGGCGAGGGACCUAUCGAGAAUAUCCGGAAAGGCAGGGGACACCGAGCGAGGCAGAAGAGCUGGGGGCAGGUGUUGGGAGAGAAGAUUCCGGGUCUGUCGCCCAUCGCGACGACCCUGGCGCUUCCGGGGGAGACGAGGGGUACCCCGCCCGCAAGUUGGACGGCCAGCCUACCGAGGAACAUGUCGGUCAAGGUGGCUGGCUGGCUUGGCGCGGACGUAGAGGCAGGAGGCGAGAAAGUCUCGGACGCGAGUGACUCGGAGGACGAUACGGAGACGGUACGGUCCGCGUCGGUCGAUCGGCGCCGAGAGGCGGAUAUGAGUCUGAGAGAAAGGGUCAAGACGCCCAAGACCGAACGGAACUUUGAUAUUCCGCGAGUAGACUCGCCAGUGCCAGUCAAGGAGGCGGAGGAGGUCAAAAAGGUGGUCAAGAAGAGAAGGAGGGCGCCUAUUGGGACGAGGUUGACGAUGACGAGUCGAGUGGGGUAUUUCCAGGAUCGUGUAGUCACGCCAAGCAUGAUGCGAGCGAUGGCUAUCCUGUAUGUGGGACCGACAAACAACCCGGACUUUGCGACCGACUAUUAUAUCUCGCCCAUCCUCUCCCCUCCCCACCUCCUCGCUCACUUCCCUCCCGUUUACUUCAUCUGCGGCGAGCGCGACCCGUUCGUGGAUGACACCGUCAUUCUCGCCGGUAAGAUCCGCGAGGCGAAGCGAGGACGCCGUGCUGAGGCUCUGCUAGCGCAGCAGUCCAAGUCGGUGCGGUAUGGCGAAGGACUGCGGAUGUCCAAGUCGCAGAGCUCGGAUGCGCCGGAUCACAUCCUGCGCGAGACGGACGAGGAUUGGGUACAGAUGCGGAUCAUUGAGGGAUGGGGACAUGGGUUCAUGCAGAUGACGAGUCUGAUGAAGGAGGUGGAAGGGGUGAUGAAGGAGAUGGCGGACUGGAUUGACGAGUCAUUCGUCAAUGCCCUCAAUCUUCGGCAGGACAUGGCGGAUGUGUCCGCGGCGCAGGCACGAGCGGCCGUCCCGGAGGAUCAACCGAUCAUCAGCCCUAUCGAGUAUUUGGCGCCGAACGGGUCGACCCAAGUCAAGCCUACGGCGGAGUACAAGAAGGUCGCGUCGGCGAUACAUACCGGGUAUCCCGACCUUGAGGGGCUCGGGACACUUGACGCGGACGCCGGAGGGGAGAAUGAGGGUGUCUUGGCGUUCACGCCCAAGAAUAAAAACAAGCGCAAAGUGUCGCUCCCGCCGUCCAGGUUCAGCCCGGUCCCUCGGCGGCCAAGCAAGGAGACGCUCGUACUCCACCGAAACAACUCGGCACCUCGUUUCGACAUUGACGAGACGGGAUCCUCUGGCGAAGCGGUCACCCUCCGGACUCCACCGCUCGGCGCGCGGAUCCUGCCUCAGGACGUCCCGAAGGGAUCGGGUGCAUUCGCAUUCUUCAACUCGAAGCGGUCUACCGCGACCAGUACGCCUAUCCCUCCCACCUCGAUAUCUGUCACAUCGCCCAACGGGUCGACACCGAUCCAUCCCUCCGCUUUCGCGCCAUACGGCUCCAUCCCCGCCCCCCACUCCCGUCGGUCCUCCAGCAGCGCCGGGAAAGACGCGACGGCCAGCAAGCCCACCAACUCGCUCGUUGCUGCUGCAGUGGCCGGCGCGAGGGCUGCUUCGCCCGCGCUAGCAGCAGCAGGGCUGGUCCCGCAGCAGAUUGAGAAUGUGUCAGAGGCGGAACUGUUCAGGAGGCGGAGGAUGGAGGCGGUGUAUGGGAUGGGAGAUACCGAGAGUGCUGUGCAUUCCGAGGACGAGGGGGAUGAUGAGGGCGAUGAGAGAGACUGA
Dioszegia hungarica is the source of this 3144-nucleotide messenger RNA. RefSeq lists its product as uncharacterized. The record is from RefSeq and is a predicted model, not a curated record. Gene Ontology annotation, molecular function: sterol ester esterase activity; triacylglycerol lipase activity. Gene Ontology annotation, biological process: triglyceride catabolic process. The transcript is spliced from 7 exons. Gene Ontology annotation, cellular component: cytosol. The coding region runs from base 1 to 3144 and encodes 1047 amino acids. Lineage: Eukaryota; Fungi; Basidiomycota; Tremellomycetes; Tremellales; Bulleribasidiaceae.